Messenger RNA from Odocoileus virginianus texanus, 1659 nucleotides. The record is from RefSeq and is a predicted model, not a curated record. NCBI's taxonomy places the organism in Eukaryota, Metazoa, Chordata, Mammalia, Artiodactyla, Cervidae.
CAACCUCUCUAGAGAGGUCAUCACACCUCAACAACCUCAGCCUAACAAGCACCCCAGAGGCCAGAAGAGCAGAUUUCAGACUCAUGAGAAGCUGGCUGGGCUUCCUCAACCAAGAGAGUCCUCCCACUUGAGUCAGAGCAUCUCUGCCUUCUGAGAUCUGGAGCUGGCAGAAGCAGUAUAGAGAUAGGGUCCAGGUGUUAGGAAAAAGGUGGGGUUGAGGUCAGGGAAGGGAAACGUGCUAUCCCUUUGGAGUAGUGUAGCAGCUCCUCCUCCAUCCCUGCUUGUCUCUUUGUCAAUCAGCCCAGAAGUACAUAGAAGACAUAUGAGGAAGCUGAACUUUGGCUGAGAAGCAGACUUUACCUGAUAAAUAGAACUGGUGCACAUCAUCUUCUGGAGUGGCUGGGAAGGAAAGAAAAGCAUCUCGAUGUGGAGCAAUAAGGAUUUCCUAGAUUUCCCAGACUAGGCACUAAGGAACUCGAAUUAGAGGUUUCUAAAGGAUAACUCUCCGUCUGUUCCUCCUGGUGUCAACAGAAGACCCUUAUGAUAACACGGAUUUGGGAACGGAGGACCACAUCAAAGACCACGAGGGUGACAAGCUUUCCCAGCACAGCUGCAAAUAGUGGCCAGACAGAGGAAACAAAGACUCGCUGGGUUCUGGUGAUUUGGGCUGUGGAAUUGGAGCAUGAGAAAUAACAAACCUUCUUGUAUCUAAAUAGACCCAAGUCAAUGGAAAGACUGAACCAAACCAGCAGUGUCUCUGAGUUCAUCCUCCUGGGACUCUCCUCCCGGCCUGAGGAUCAGAAGCCACUCUUCAUCCUCUUCCUCAUCAUGUACCUGAUCACCAUAACAGGGAAUGUGCUCAUCAUCCUGGCCAUCUGCUCUGACCCCCAACUGCACACCCCCAUGUAUGUCUUCUUGAGUGUCCUGUCUUUCAUUGACAUUUGGUAUACAACAACCAUUGUCCCCAGGAUGCUGGUGAACUUCCUGUCAGAGAAGAAGACCAUCUCCUAUGCUGAGUGUCUGACCCAGAUGUAUUUUUUCUGUGCUUUGGGCAACACUGAUAAUUGUCUUCUGGCAGCCAUGGCCUAUGACCGCUAUGUGGCCAUCUGUGAUCCCUUCCACUAUGUCACCAUCAUGAGCCGCCGCACCUGUGUCCUGCUGGUGGCCAUCUCCUGCUCAUUGCCUCACUUUCACUCACUCCUACACAUACUUCUGCUGAAUCAGCUCACUUUCUGCAACUCCAAUGUUGUCCACCACUUCCUCUGUGACAUCAACCCUCUGUUGAAAUUGUCCUGCUCCUCCAUAUUUGUCAACGAUCUCACAAUAAAGACGGAAGGACUGGCGUUUUGGGUGACCCCCUUCCUAUGCAUUGUUUUCUCGUACGUGCGAAUCCUCGUAGCAGUUCUCAGGAUCCCCUCAGCUGCAGGGAGACACAAAGCCUUCUCCACCUGUGGCUCCCACUUCACUGUGGUGAUCCUGUUUUAUGGAAGCAUCUUCUAUGUCUAUUUACAGCCCUUGUCCAGCUACACUGUUCGGGACCGAGUGGCUACACUUGUCUACACGGUCCUGUCCUCCAUGCUCAACCCUUUCAUUUACAGUCUGAGAAACAAAGACAUGAAGAGGGGCCUAGGGAAGCUGAUGGGCAGGAGGAAAUCCUAG